AUGGCACCCACCGAAGCAUCCAUCCUCAGCAACUUCUUACUUCCUCCCGCUCCAUUGCCCGCCUUCAUGACGCUCCGUCAAUUCACCGAACUAUUUCCCCGCGCGCUCCAAUCCGAGCCUGAAAUAAAAGUACUCUACCGCGAACUACAGCACCAACGCGCCAUUGACGCCGACGAUGUGAAGCGCAACAUAGCUGCCGAAGUCAACAGAGGGGAGAAGCAGAGGCGCGCAACCUUCAACUCGCGGCAGAAAUUUGAUCAAGUCGACAUUCCAGAGCUUGGUGGGCAAGAAAUCCAUGGAGAAGCUGAGCUUUUCGGUCCCUCGCAGAAUCACACGCCCCGCGACGCGCACACCAUACACACCGUCGUCCCCGAGAUAGAACGCGCCUCUGCGGAGCUUGAGUCCCAAAUAGCGACAAUGGAGGCCGAAUCUGACGCUCUUCUAGCCGAGAUCCAGACCUCAGUGGGGGAUCUAAGCGAUCUACGAUAUGGUCGAUUCACGAAGACUCCAGGAGCUAGGGAAGAUAUCAGCGAGGACGUUCUGGUCACCCUCAAGCGGCUUGUCGCUGCCUGUGAUGCUGCAAAGAACGGAUGA
Molecule: messenger RNA, 594 nt
Organism: Mytilinidion resinicola
Lineage: Eukaryota; Fungi; Ascomycota; Dothideomycetes; Mytilinidiales; Mytilinidiaceae
Exons: 2
Coding region: 1-594 (197 amino acids)
Biological process (GO): chromosome segregation
Cellular component (GO): kinetochore; Mis6-Sim4 complex
Source: RefSeq, a predicted model, not a curated record